Messenger RNA from Lates calcarifer (barramundi perch), 5037 nucleotides. RefSeq names its product melanopsin-A. Gene Ontology annotation, biological process: visual perception; G protein-coupled receptor signaling pathway. Lineage: Eukaryota; Metazoa; Chordata; Actinopteri; Centropomidae. The coding region runs from base 342 to 2018 and encodes 558 amino acids. The transcript has 11 exons. Gene Ontology annotation, cellular component: membrane. The record is from RefSeq and is a predicted model, not a curated record. Gene Ontology annotation, molecular function: G protein-coupled receptor activity.
CUAAAGUUAAACACACAAACAGAACAGUGGCCAUUUCUAUCUGUGCACACAAACGCAGACCUACUGACACACUCAGAGGCAUCCCCAGAGCUGGGAUUGGACAGAGGGAGAGAGAGAGAGUGAGAGUAUGAGAGAGAGAGAGAGCACUUCUUUCCCACCCAUCCACAGCUGCUGUAAUACCAGUGGUCCUGUCAGAGUGGGAUAUGAGAGCAGGGAGGCGAUGACGACUGGCCACUUAGACUCCUAGACCACCUCAUCUAGACUCAACACCUCUCACGUUCACUUCUCUCUCUCUCUCACACACACACAACCUCUUCUCACUAACCACCCGUGGACCGGGGAUGGAUUCUAGGCUGUUGAUUGGACCGGGGAUCCCCACACCGGACCCGACCGCUCGGGCACCCUGGAACAUCAGCUCCAUCAGUCCGUACCGGCUCAUGGAGCUGUCUCCAGUCGCUACAGCUGGUUCCACAGUUCCAAGCCACCCAUUUCCAACAGUCGACGUCCCAGACCACGCUCACUACACCAUUGGUGUGGUCAUUCUGGUUGUGGGGAUCACAGGCAUGCUGGGAAACUUCCUGGUCAUAUACGCUUUCUGCAGGAGCCGGAGCUUACGGACGCCGUCAAACAUUUUCAUCAUUAACCUGGCAGUCACAGACUUCCUCAUGUGUCUCACCCAGACGCCCAUCUUCUUCAUCACCAGCAUGCACAAGCGAUGGAUCUUUGGAAAGAAAGGUUGUGAGUUGUAUGCCUUCUGUGGAGCAUUGUUUGGUAUCUGCAGCAUGAUGACACUGAUGGUGAUUGCGGUGGACCGGUACGUGGUGAUCACCAGGCCUCUGGCCUCCCUUGGGGCGAUGUCUCGCUGGAAAGCCCUGAGCAUUGUUGCAGUUGCCUGGGUCUACUCCAUGGGCUGGAGCCUACCCCCAUUCUUUGGCUGGAGUGCCUAUGUCCCAGAGGGUCUGAUGACGUCUUGCUCCUGGGAUUAUAUGACAUUUACCCCCUCUGUCCGCUCCUACACCAUGCUGCUCUUUACCUUCGUCUUCUUCAUCCCUCUCUUUAUCAUCAUCUUCUGCUACUGCUGCAUCUUCAGAGCCAUCCGACACACAACGCGAGCGAUAACAAAGAUCAACUGUGAGCGCACCAGAGACUCUGCAAAGAGGUUCCACAAGAUGAAGAGUGAAUGGAAGAUGGCCAAGAUCGCACUCAUUGUCAUCUUGCUGUUUGUCAUUUCCUGGGCCCCUUACUCCUGUGCAGCCCUCACUGCAUUUGCUGGGUAUGCUGACUUGCUGACUCCCUAUAUGAACUCUGUUCCUGCUGUGAUCGCCAAAGCAUCUGCUAUCCACAACCCCAUCAUAUACGCUAUUACACAUCCAAAAUACAGGUCUGCACUCAGCAGGUAUAUUCCCUACCUCGGGGUGUUGCUGUGCGUUACUGGCAGAGACCGUUUCAGCAGCAGCAGCUUCCAGUCCACCCGGCGAUCAACCCUCACCAGCCAAUCAGAGAGCAAAUGCCCCGGCAAGCCCCGCCAGUCCUCCCACUCUGAUAGUGAAUCAGCUCGAUUCUCAGACACUGAAGAGGACUACUCAUCUCGGAUGCCUGUUGCUCGUCAGUUGUCCAGUGAUGUAAAACAGGUGCGCCCCACCAGCCAGAGGUUGAAGGUGAGAGGUUACCACACAGGAGACUUUGAGAGAACUGCUGCCCACAACCCCACUGACCCAGCCAUAUGUCACCUCUCUCAGAUCAAUACUCUGACAGAGCCUGAAGACAUCUCCAUGUCGGACAUCAGCCUGCAGCCUGCCAGUCAUCUGCCUGCUACUCUGGAUAACGUGGUUGAGGAGUUGGGGCCAAGGACUACGUGUAAAACAACACCAUCUGUCAUUGUCACCUCCAUAUCGAGCCCGUCUAUACUGCACAGCCCCCCAGGUUUUCAUGGUAUCCACAAACUGACCAAAACUUACAGCCCAGUUGCCAAGGAGCCCCUUGAUGUAGCCAGGCUGGAGACAACAAUAUUACAAUGAACAGCUGGAGAAAAGUGCAAUGACUGCAUGAUUGUAUGAGUGUGUGUGGAAGUGUGCUUGUCUUUUAGCAUUUCCCUUAAUGGGACUUUUCUGUACUAGCAUGCUGUUUGCUAGUUACAGUAACUCAAAACCAGAGCAUGCUCUUUUUAUUUUAUUUUAAAUUUUUUUGCAUACACUGUGUGAGUAUGUCAGCGUGAAUGCCCAGUAAAAUUUAAAUACAUGUGUGCAUAUUUGCAUACAUAUACUGUAUGUGUUUUUACUGUUUCUGACAUAUCGUGAUCGUUGAAGAUGGUUUAUCCCGGAGCUGCAGGCAACAAAUUAGCCUUAAUAAACACAGUGUAAAAGGUUUUAUCUCUACGAUUGGGAUUCAUUUAAAUUUUAUCGAUUCCUCAUUCAGAUUCUUCUCAUAUAAUUUGAGUUGAAAAAAUCAAAAUAUAUUUACUAAUGACAAUGCAUUUAAAAAGUUUUUGGCUUUUUUAUCUUGCCGUACAUUAAUUUAAUAUUUGCUAUUAAAAACUUGUUUCUGCUCCUUGAUUUAGGUGUGGUACCAUUAGCUGUUUCUGGGGCAUUGCGACUACAACUAGGAAUAUCAAAAAUGCUUUAAAUUAUUUUUGCACAUUGUUUAUGUGCCACAUAUUAAAACACUGUACGUUAAUGUAUAUGUAACUACCAGACAGGUUCUCAUUACCCAGCCUGAAGUGUUUUUCUUUUUUCUACUAUACUUGAGGAAUUGAGAAUACACUAUAAAUACUGAUAUUAAAGGUGCAUUAAGCGAUACUUUUUAUAAUGGCCUUGAAUCAAAUGACUCCUGGUUGCGUAUAAGGACUUGUGACACCACCGAUACCACUGAUAAUGCAGAUUUACACCACUUUGAGCUCAUUGUUUUGGUUCUCAAAACUAAAACUAAAACCAUGUUUAGGUUAUAAAACUGUGACGAGCUACCAGCACAGGAGUUAGCACAAGCUAACUGCUCCUACAGAAUGUGAAAUGUCAGACAAAGUUAACAAGUAACUGGUGAAGAAAGUUUAAUAUUUAGUAACCCUAAGAGAGACACGUGCUUUUCUCAGGAGGUGGUGGAUGACAUCUUAUCUAAAAUGACAGUGGGUACUGGUGGUACAUUUAACAGGUGGUAGAUAGGCAAGUGAGGAGUUUGUUUAUGCUUUUGUCCCCCACAUAUGAAAUUUAUUCAGACAGCCCACCCAUGUAGACUUUUUUUCCCUCUGUUUAUUUUUCUAUUUAUUAUUUGAAAAAUUAGUCUGCUUGGAAACCUGCUGAAAGUUUAGCAUGUAUUUCUGGGGUGAUGCACUUAUCUAUAAAUGCCAACAGUUGAACAAGAGUCCGCUUGUGAAUGUGAAUACUGAUUCACAAUUUAAAUACAGUAAAACACUAUUAAUAUUGUAUGUUAGUUACUAGAAACUGACUAGUCAUUCCAGCCUUUCUGUCCUGAAGUGGUAAACAAACAUUUAAUGCAGCUUUAAUACGAGGCAUUUUACUUCUAAACUGGAUAAACAGAUACACAUACACAUACAUGCAACAGAGAGGAUAAAAAUAUUUUGUUUCCCCUCUGACUCUUUGUCAAUGAUUUUUCCAGUCCUGGUGACAUGAAGUAUCACAGAUCAGACAGAUCGGGUCCCAAAUGUGUCAUAACACCACAGUACAUCACCCAAUACUGUGUGAGCAUGUGAGUGAGAGUAUGAGUGUGUGUCCACAGUGAAGAACUGGACUCAGUACUGUAAUUCAGGAUUCCUCUUGAUGCCAUACCUUGCUGUGAUAUCUAGUAUCAGAUAAACAGGAGACAGUGUGCUAAACAACUUCACUGUUUUUAUAAGUAUGGUUUCAGGGUUGUUAUCACAGACCUCAUCGUAGACAGAUGUACAGAAACACCUCAACAACUGCUUUUCACCAACUUUUUCAAUGAACAUCACUUUUCCAAAGCUGUUUUUUUUCUCCGCUUCAGUGUGUUGCUGUUCCCUUUCAGAUUCCUAAAAUUGCUGCAUUAUUGACAAUGAUUGUAAUAACUCUUAUCCUCACAUGUUGAAAUAAAUCUGACACACUGUGGUCAUUUUUGUGUUUGUUAAAAGAUAAACGGUUACUAAAUAUGAAAAUCUUUAAGUUAAUAUGGCAACAAAAGUUGAUACAUUCCCACUGUUGCUUAUUUGCCCUCCUGUUUCCAUCAAUGAAUGUACAAAAUUAUAAAUGUGUAAAAUGUUAUGGAUAAAAUUUUGGUAUAAUGACAGAACAGAAAUGAAUAUUAAAAACUUUUAAAAUUAAAAUUCCGCUUUAAUGAAGUGAUUGUUUUUGUUUUUGUUUUGUUUUUUUGAAGUGAUGGUUUCAUGUUGAUUUUGUUUGUACAAAUUGUUUUGUGUUGUUUUUAUUUAUUUUUCUAAAUAAAAUGUUGCUAAAUUCAACUUUUGGGUGUUUCUCUAUCUCUUUGGUGUUGCUUGAGUAAGCCAUGAAUUAAUGCAAGGACCGCAACUAAUGAUAAUUUUCACUAUGGAUUAAUUAAUAUUGUUUUUAGGUUAGGGUUAAGGGUUUAUAGUUAGAAACAUGACAAAAUGGGCAGACUGGAUAUAAGCAGUAUUACAAAAUGGGAUGGGCUGGGUCUCUAAAAUAAUUGUCAACAUUGGUGAUUAAAGGAAUGAUGUUUGAUGCUGAACAGCUGUUAAUGCUAACAUUGGCUAUGUAGCAAGAGCAAAAGCUUUCAUAUAGCACCUUUAAGGAGUUUGGUGUGUUGACCUUUGGUGUGGUCAUACACCAUUACAAUUUACAAAGUCCAGUCAAGUUAUUUACUCAAUCAAACAGUCCAAACUCCACAUGGAUUCAGAAAAUUCUUAUGUCUCAAAAACUGGAACCAAUGAAUGCUUAAAAUAGCUUAAAUGGCUGAUCAGCUAUCUAAUAUUUAGGCACUUAAAUUUAUGUUGAUCAACUGUGUAAUUAAUAAUUUCAGCUAUACAUAUCUCAUACAUAUCUAAAUUACACCAUCUACUUUUGCAUUUCAGUGCUCUCUAGUAGUCAAAAC